AUGACAAAGUCUAACGAAAACCUUUUUCCUAAUCCUCCUAACCCAAAAACAUUUUAUAAACCAGAAAGUCUACCAGAAAUAAAUCAAUGUAGGCAAGAAAACGGCUUACCAAGUUUAUCCGAAGGCGGUCAAAGUGUUUGUUAUUUAGUUCCCAAGGGAAUAGCCGAAAAAGAAAUUAAGAAACUUUAUGCUCCUGAGUGCGAAGAAAUACUAUUAAAAGUGAAAGAUAAGAAUCGAAGAGAAGGCAGAAAUAAUAGUCAGCAGCAGUUCUCACCAAGUAAUUCCGUUUUUUUUCUUGUGUUUAACGAUACAAAAGAUUUUGGAAACAAAGAGAGCCAGAAAGUUGAGAAAAAGGGUGGGGGUUCGGCGGCUACUAAUCGCAGUCAUAAGUCCUAUAAUCCCAAAAAUUUAGGAGUAAAGAAGUUUGGGGGGGAAUAUGUUAAAAACGGCAAUAUCAUUUUGCGUCAGCGAGGAAGUAAAUACCAAUUAGGCAAAGGCGUUUAUUUUGGUAAGGAUUAUACUAUUCAUGCUGGACUUGAUGGUCAAGUUAAGUAUUUUCAGGGGAGAAGAGGAAAGACUUUUGUUGAAGUUGCUCAUCAAAGACCAAGAGCGGUCUGCUUGAUUAAGCAAUUGUUUGGAAAUGGAAAGUCAUUUACAAGGAAAAAUUGCCCAGAAUUUGAAAGAAGGCUGAGAUUUUCUUCACUUGCCCCCCCUCGAAAAAGCUAUGUUAGUUUUUGCGGCCUGCGAAUUAGUGCGGACUCAAAAUUCUAG
Messenger RNA from Cetraspora pellucida, 771 nucleotides. The record is from the annotation of a GenBank genome assembly. NCBI's taxonomy places the organism in Eukaryota, Fungi, Glomeromycota, Glomeromycetes, Diversisporales, Gigasporaceae.